AUGGCAUCUAACCCCCACCUAUUUGUCGGCAUCGAGAUAUCAUAUUCCAAUGGGAGGUCCGUACUUUUCGGCCCUAGCGGUGGCUGUGGUCUUUCCUUUUUUAUCGAUGGAUCGAAUGGGGAGCGUAUCAAUCGAAUCGGGGUCGUAGCAAGUCGGAGAUCCCACCCAGAAGUGAUCCUUGGUGGCUUACAGGUGUCCACAAACUAUGGACGGACUGCUACUUUCGCUCCUCUUCACCAUCGGCUCGAUCCAUCUGUUGACCUCAUACCGAUUUCACCGCCCAGAAACACCAUCACUGGGUUGGUUGCCUUUGAAAUGCAAUUCAUAAACCAGAUCCAGACAGCAGCUAAGCAGACCCAGGCAACCCUAACUUGCUUUGAGCGCGUCGGUAUUCAGUCCCAGCAGUGUGGCAAACAACCUAGCAUACCGGAUAUUCUGGAUUGUGAAUGCCAUCAAGUACCUGACGACCAGCUGCGAUAUGACGAAAAGUUCUCUCAUUUCAUAUACAGUAGAAGGUCCGCCGACUAUCAGACCUAUGCAUCACUGAAGAAUAUCCGGAAAAUCCAGGCAUCCACGGGCAUCCAAGGUCAAUCUAGGUCUCGAAGUCGGAUAUCCGGUUUGAAGCUCGAGUAUCAUAAUCAUCCAAGCCCUGGUAUUGUAGGACAAUGGAUGCAUCAACUCGACGAUGGAUUUGAACUAUCCCAAGACGAGGACGUCCAAUCCUUGACUAUCUGGCUCAUUCCGACGGGGUUCUCUUCUCAGUCCCCGGGGAUGGCAAUAGGCCAAGUUGCAGCCAUAUACAUUGAGACGACACGUUCUCGCAGUGUGAUGUUUCGCCCUCCGGACUUCCAGUCCAUCUCAUCCCAAUCGCUGCAACACCACCAGUAUCAAGGUGACUCCGACGAGAAACUCACAGCUAUCUCUUGGAUAUUGAAUCUAUCCUCUGAACGCGUCCGAGCUGUCAUUUCUACAAAUGGAAGCCGCCGAAAAGCCCUAAUAUUGGUUCCCGAAGAAGUACCUCCUUUUGACCAGGUACGGAAACUCUGCUUUGAGAAGCAAGAUGACGAUGACUGUAGAGAGACCAUAAUCACAGCCGAGGCCUACUUCAAGGACCACGCAAUAGUCGGACUAGCCUUCGUUUAUAUGUCAGGUAGAAUAGCAAGCACAGGUGAGCUCGAUACCGAGACCCGUCAAAUAGUUCAUUUUACACUGGAUGCUCGGAUUGUUGGCUUGUCGGUUGUGGCCACAGAGCACAAGCUUAUGGAAAUCGAGUUCGAGGUUGAACGGAAUGAGCAGCCUCGGUACGAGAAGCUUAGGCUUUCUGCCACUUUGCCCAAUGACCUGGCCCAUACCGCUGGUCUUAACCGGCGAGAGAUGUGGUGUAAGGAUGAUGCGUCUGUGGAAAGCUGCCAGUGGGUGUUAGAGCCGGACAGAGUAUACAAGCCCCCGAGUGGGUCGAGGCUUAUCGGUAUCUACAUGCGCUGUCAGGAGUUCUACCGUGUUGGGGCAUUAUACGAGUCCGAUGUUUCUCAAGAGACAUAA
This is a messenger RNA of Penicillium hordei, 1542 nucleotides long. RefSeq lists its product as uncharacterized. The record is from RefSeq and is a predicted model, not a curated record. The coding region runs from base 1 to 1542 and encodes 513 amino acids. NCBI's taxonomy places the organism in Eukaryota, Fungi, Ascomycota, Eurotiomycetes, Eurotiales, Aspergillaceae. The transcript is spliced from 2 exons.